Aureobasidium uvarum is the source of this 1314-nucleotide messenger RNA. NCBI's taxonomy places the organism in Eukaryota, Fungi, Ascomycota, Dothideomycetes, Dothideales, Saccotheciaceae. The record is from the annotation of a GenBank genome assembly.
ACAUCUAUUUCCUCGGCAACUUCUUCCACUCACACGGAAGCCGGCUAUCCAAUGACUGACAGCGAUGAGCUGUGGGUCUGUGGCGAUCAGGAGAUGGCCGAGCAGCAAGAAGUUGGCGUCUACAAACAGCAAGGCAUGUCGCAGGAAGAGCAAGAGGCCCAAGAUCUGGAAACCAAGGGGUACUGCAUCACCAGCUGGAAACAAGUCUGCCACACGGGGGAAGUAGCAAAAGCACGUCGCAACCNNGAGCAGGCAAGCAGCAGCAACAGAAGAAAGAAAAGAACAAUGCAGCCCACAAUCNGCGACAAGGAGCGUCUCCUACAGCAGAAGAGCUUCGAGCUCAAUGACCUGUACAGGCGCGUCAGCAAGAUCAAGGAAGAAUUUGCGCAGGAGAUACAGCGAGUUACUCGAAAGAAAGACCAGGAGUUAGAGAGGAAGAAUUUCGAGCUGCAGAGACAGUACAUGAAAGUUUCUGAGCUGAACACGGCUCAAAAGGAAUCGAAGCGGGAGCAUCAAGCUGAGCUGGAGAGCCGUGACCAGAUGCAGGCAACUCUGCUGGGAGACCUUCGUGAAUUGUGUCAAGUCAACGAGGAAGAGAUUGAGGUUUUGAGAAGGACCAUCGAUCAUCAGGCACUCCCACCCACUUACUCGAGCAUCGACUCUCGCAUCGACUCUCGCAUCAACGUCCCCAAAAUCGCAGACGGCAGUCCCGCAGACCCUCGAACCGUCGUGUCUUCGGCCAUCACCUCCCUCCGCAAAGCAAUCGCCGAACCCGAUCCUGCUCGCCACGCUAAUCCUCUGAUCCACAUCGCCGACACGUUACGCGCCUCUCUUCUCACCAUCAAACGCGCCCACUCCACCAAACUCUGGCCACACUCAACUACUGCCGUGGCUCUGCACGCCAUACACGAAUGCGUCGACCGCGUCACCAUAUACCUCACCCUCCACCCCGAGCUCUACGCCCACCUAUCCCUUUCCCCACGCUUCCUAUCCCGUCUCCCCGACCUCAGCAAANAAGCACACACAUCCCUUCGCCGCGCAUUCACCGCCGCAGACACCUUGGCUUUGGAGUUGUGUACUCUGCACUUUGCUUCUGGAGGCCGCAGAGCACAGUUGAUGGCUGCCCCCACGGGUUUUGCGCCUACCCUCCGUGCGAUCCUGGAUUCCGGCGACGAUUUUCUGGACUUGCAGUUUUGGACGAAGAGGUUUGAGGGUGUGAGGGCGGAGGCGCAGCAGUGGAGGCGUGAGGUUGGUGUGGUGGUGUUUUAUCAUACCAUUAGUUGGUUGGAGCAGGAGAUUGUGGCGUCGAUGUGA